This is a messenger RNA of Funneliformis mosseae, 1223 nucleotides long. Lineage: Eukaryota; Fungi; Glomeromycota; Glomeromycetes; Glomerales; Glomeraceae. The record is from the annotation of a GenBank genome assembly.
AUGUCUACAUUUUGUUUUGUUCCCCAGGUUGAAGUUGAUACAAUGUCAAAUUGCCCAUCUAUACUAUUGAUAGGAAAAACUGGCGUUGGUAAAAGUACUUUGGGAAAUUUACUUUUGGGUCGAAAUGUAUUUGAUGUCUCGGAUUCAGCUGCAUCAUUAACUCAAGGAUAUCAAACUGCCCCGAUCGAAAUAAACGAGAAAACGUUCACUGUUGUUGAUACACACGGAUUUUUUGACACAAACAGAACGAAUCAAGAAAUAUUGAAGGAGGUUACCCAAGAAAUAUUACAAUGCGUAAAUGGAAUUCAGGCUUUUAUAUUUGUUAUAGAGGCUACACGUUUUACCAAAGAACAGAGGGACAUUAUCAAUCAAAUUAUCAACUUCCUUGGCGAAGACUCAUUAAAUAAUAUGAUCGCGGUAUUUUCAAAAUGUAGAAAGGCUCCGACAAUUAACCCUGACCAGCUCUUCAAUUCAUUUUCUCAGGAGGAAAAGGACUUUCUCAACCGUAUCGGGAACAGAUUUACUAUCUCACCAAAUCUCGAGAUUUUUGACGAACCAAACGACCCAAUUGUCGUGCGCCAUAUGACGAAACUUAAAGAAUACAUUGUCAAUUUUCCAGACUUAUAUACAACAGCUGUAUUUGAAAAAGUUUUAAUGGCUCGAGAAAAUGAGUACAAAAGAAAACGUGUAAAUGCUGGGCCAAAAGGAUUCCUUACUCAUAAAUUAAUUAAUGAAUUAGAAGCAUGUUUUGCCGCAGAUUCAAAAGUUAUUUUGAAAAAUGGAAAAGUCACCAAAAUUUCAGAACUUGUUAUUGGAGACUACGUAUGUUGUGGAUUUGAGGACGGAAAGCAAGUUUAUAGUGAAGUGUUUCUAAUGAUCCAUGCCGACCCAAAUGCAGUGACGAAAUUUCAAUCAAUUGACUUUGUGAAACAAGAUGGAUCACAAGGAAAUCUUCAUAUUACCCCCGAACAUCACAUCUUCGUGAACAACGGUGAGACUGAUUUCGCAAAAAAUGUUACAACAAACACUAAACUUUUUGUUUCUGAUGGAGAGAAAUUUGUUACCGUGCUUCCAACUCGUGUAACAAAAGAACGAAGAAAAGGUUAUUAUAGUCCCUUGACUCGAAGCGGCACCAUUCUUGUUGACGAGGUUCUCUGCUCUUGUUAUGCUUCUGCACCGCCUUAUCAAGCCUUGUUAAAUUUUGUCCUCGUGCCAUUAAGAAU